UGGUUCGGCUUCAGAUCCUGUCAAUUUAUUGUUAUUUAACUGAUUACAUAGAGAUUUUAUCUAUAAAAAUGUAAAUACUGACUGUUAUAACAAAGUAUUUGAAAUGAUGGAUGACUUAUUAAUAUAUUACCAAAAUAUUCUUCUGAUAUUCCAUCGGUUGAUUGUUAGAUAGCAAUUUUGAGCUAUCUUUAUUUCAUCUUAAUUUACAUUGUUGUCUAUUAUUUUGAGACAAAAUAAUAACAACAAGUUUCAAUACGGAAUAUGGAGACGUUUAUAGGUUUAGUUCGUCAGCUCCCGUGUUUGUGGGAUACAGAAUGCAAAGAAUACCGAGAUAUGAGAAAAAAAGAUAAUGCCUGGAAAAGAAUAGUCGAAGAGCUGAAACGCAAAGAUAUACCCGAUAUUAAAACUGCCAAAGCUGAAUGGAAGAAACUGCGGGAUAGUCAUAGAGAUUCAUUAAAAAGAGCUCGAGCCACUAGUGGGUCCGAUUCAGUGAUCAUCAACAAAUGGAAGUAUGCUGAAAUAAUGGAGUUCCUAUUACCAUAUAUGAAAACUAGAAAAAGAAGGAGAAAUCUGACAACAUCAAGUGAUGAAAACAAAGACUCAUCUCCAUCACCAUCAGACUCAUUCCUAGUUGUUCAACCGUCUACGUCAACUACAGACACCCUAAACUUUACCACAGUCAAUCAGACAGAAAAAAUUCUCAAUACACCUGAACCAAGUGAACACAAAUUUCGUAAGAGAAAAAUGGACAAUGAAAUAGGAGAGAUAAUGAUUGAUAUGGGUGAGAGAAACAAUGGCCGGUUCGGUGAGAGUGGGAAACACCCUUUAGACUCGUUCUUUGAAAGCAUGUGUGAAACAACUAAACAGUUUCCCACGUGGUUGCAAUAUAGUGUAAAAAGAAAAAUAUUCAAUGUCAUAUCUGAAGCAGAGGACACAUUUGAAACUUAUAAAUCUCGUGAAACAAUUUUUUAGGUUUUCUUCAUGAUACAUUUUGUUCCUUGAUGGCAUGUUGCAAAAAAUGCCAGCCUGCCACCAGCCUACUUUCUCAAGUUUCCCAUCAAUAACUGAGGUGAUUUGUCAACCACAUUUAUUACUCAUUUUCUUUUUAUUAAUUUGAUUAAUUUAUUUAAUCUCUCAAUUAUAUUUCAUGACAAGAGUUGAAUUAAGGGUAUUCCUCCUGGAAUGGGGAUAUUUUCACAUCAAGGCAGCUAACCUUCUAGAUGUAAAGGUGAAAUCCUGGCUGGUACUGGCUCAGGCUUUUGAGUAGACUUGGGAUGUUUUCAGUCGGCGAGAGCCCGACAUAUUAUUAUCUCCACACUGUGUCCUCAGCCUGGGUUGAAUUCAUUAGCAAUUGGACUCAGAAAAAAAAGAUUAACAGCAUGGCAGCAAUAUGAAAAUGGGUGAAUUGUAAAGUUCCUAGUAUAUAAUACUAUUGUUUAUUGAUUUUGCUCUCUGCAUUUUGGUUAGAAAGUUCAUUACUUC
Messenger RNA from Trichoplusia ni (cabbage looper), 1482 nucleotides. RefSeq lists its product as uncharacterized. Lineage: Eukaryota; Metazoa; Arthropoda; Insecta; Lepidoptera; Noctuidae. Bases 262 to 972 code for a protein of 236 amino acids. The transcript is spliced from 3 exons. Gene Ontology annotation, cellular component: nucleus; transcription regulator complex. Gene Ontology annotation, biological process: regulation of transcription by RNA polymerase II. The record is from RefSeq and is a predicted model, not a curated record.